Messenger RNA from Microtus oregoni (creeping vole), 1443 nucleotides. Its product is annotated as oogenesin-1-like. Bases 1 to 1443 code for a protein of 480 amino acids. Gene Ontology annotation, cellular component: cytoplasm. The record is from RefSeq and is a predicted model, not a curated record. The transcript has 3 exons. NCBI's taxonomy places the organism in Eukaryota, Metazoa, Chordata, Mammalia, Rodentia, Cricetidae. Gene Ontology annotation, biological process: negative regulation of DNA-templated transcription; negative regulation of apoptotic process; negative regulation of cell differentiation.
AUGAGUGGUCGGGACCCACCCACACUCCUGCAUCUGGCAGUGCAGAGCCUGCUGAGGGACGAAGCCCUGGCCAUCUCUGCUCUGCAGUUCCUGCCCAGGGUGCUGUUCCCACCACUGUUCAAGGAAGCCUUCAACCACGGACAAAGUAACAUUCUGAGGGCUAUGGUAGCAGUUUGGCCGUUCAGCUUCCUUCCCGUGGGGACCCUCAUGAAGACUUCCCACCUGGAGACCUUGCAGGCAGUCCUGGAUGGAGUAGACAUGCUGCGAACACAGAAGGUGCUCCCCAGGAGGGGGAAGCUCCAGGUGCUCGACUUGAGGAAUGUGCAGCACAACUUCUGGGAUGUCUGGGCUGGCACAGAGGAUGGAGAGUGCUCGGCAGAGGCUGUGGGUAAGAAGCAAGCGGUGAAGCGCUCUCCUAGAUACGCCCUGAGGCAGCGUUUGAAGGUGGUCGCAGACCUUUGCCUCAGGUUCCAUCUGAAUGAACAGCAAACAUACUUGUUACAGUGGGCCCAGCAGAGAAGAAGUUUCAUCAGGCUGUGCUGUGUGAAGAUGCAGAUAUGGGCAUUGCCCGUGUACACUGUCAGGAAAGUCCUGAUGGUUUUCCAGCCUGACAGCAUCCAGGAGUUGGAACUGAAUACAGGUUGGAGUCUGUCCACUCUGGUGCAUUUUGUAUCUUACCUGGACCAGAUGAGAAAUCUUCAAAAACUCCUUUUAACACGGAUCCACAAGAACACCUUUAAGGUUCUAAAUACCCCCUCAGACAUACAGAAGUGUAUCACUAAGUUUGUUUCUCAGUUCUCUAAACUCAACUGUCUGCAGCAUCUCUCCAUGAAUGGCGUCUACUUUUCCAGUGAGCACAUGAAACAGUUGUUCAGGUACCUGAAGACCCCUUUGGAGACCCUAUCCAUCACUGUGUGCAAGCUUUCACAGUUAGACUUGAAUUCCUUGUCCCAGAGUCAGAGUCUCCAUCAGCUGAAACACCUGAAUCUGAGGCUUGUGAAAUUAAUUGACCUAUAUCCUACACCUUUCCGUGAUCUCCUAAACAGUGUUGCGGGCACUCUGCAGACCCUAGAGUUGGAGGGCUGCUGGAUGGUGGACUCUCAGCUCAUUACCCUCCUGCCUGCCCUGAGCCAGUGCUCCCAACUCACUAGGGUCAAUUUCUAUGACAAUGAUAUCUCCAUGGCUGUCCUGAAAGACCUUCUAUAUCACACAGCCAACCUCAACCAGCUGAUCCAAGAGCUGUACCCCGCCCCUCUAGAAUGCUAUGAUGACAGGGGUGAUGUCCAUGUGGGAAGAUUUGCUAAACUUUGUCCUGAGCUCAUGGAUACACUGAUUACUGUCAGGCAGCCCAAGAGAGUCUCCUUUGCUACACACAUGUGUCACAAAUGUUGUCAGCGCUGUAUCUAUGACCUGGAGGCCAGACUUUGUCAUUGUUGGCAGUAA